UAGCAGAUUCCCUUUACCGCUGUCUCUUUUUCCUCACACAGCAUGGAUCCUUUCUACAACUUUAUUUCGGUGUUUUAGAGUUGGUUUGUGUUUGGCUUUGAGAAUAAGGGACUUCGUUACCUCUUCUGGACACGAUGUUUACCACCACCGGCUCUCGGGGGCUGUACAAGGCUCCUCUGUCUAAAGGCCUCCUGCUGGUUCUUAAUUGUCUGACUGUGAUGCUCACCCUGCUGCCUCAGUACCAGGAGCUGUUCGUAUACACUCUGCAGGUCACACAGCACCAGGUGUGGAGGUUGUUGUUUGGCAGGCUCUGUCUGGACGUGAAGGACGCCUUCUGUAGCAGCCUGCUCAUCUACAACUUCAGAAUCUUUGAGAGGAGGUUUGGAACCAGGAAGUUCGCUUCCUUCCUGUUUGGCACGUGGGUUCUCUCUGCGCUGAUGGACUUCCUGCGUCAGGCUUUCCAGCUUCUGUUUGACUAUGAGGUGGAGGAACUGCCCGCAGGACUGAUCGCUCCGGUCUUCUCUCUGUUCGUGCCUUUCUACCGGCUGAUCCCCAGCAUGCCGGUCACCCAGGUCCUGGGCCACAUCCACAUCACCAACAAGUCUCUGGUCUACAUAGUAGGCUUGCAGCUGUUGACGUCCGGUCCCUUCAUGUGGCUCGUUGCACUCAGUGGACUUAUCUCAGGCGGACUGUACCACUCCAAUUUCCUGUGGCUGGUCUUGUAUUGGGCGCAUCCAGCCUCCCAGCCGAGCAGUGAGACCCCUGUGGGGAUGGGGGCCACUCUGGACAUCCAGAGGCAGCAGAGGAUGGACAUUCUGGACCAGCAGCUGAUGUUGGCCCAAUACAACGAGUCCACGAGGAACACCAGGCCACAGCCGCAGCCACAGCCUGGGUUCUUACAGUGGACCAGGUUGUUCCCCUCCCUCAGGCAGAGAGGACCGAACCGCCCCCCGAUGCAGCCCCGCCCCCGCUGAGGCUCCCCCUCCACACAGUCUCCGCUGCUGGACAACUCUCCUGUGGCCGAGGAGCAGGUGGGCGUUCAUCUCUGUGUUUCUGCCUCGACUGCAUUUUCAUCAUCUGAUUCUGACAAAGCAUCUUUUUAAAGUCUGACCUGCCGAAUCAGAAAAUGUUGCGUGCAUGCAUGCCCGGCGUUAGUUACUGCCACUGGCGAUUUUAUGCGCACGAUCAAACCAUCAUUAAUUAGUAA
This is a messenger RNA of Notothenia coriiceps (black rockcod), 1207 nucleotides long. RefSeq names its product UBA domain containing 2 (gene ubac2). Gene Ontology annotation, molecular function: serine-type endopeptidase activity. The record is from RefSeq and is a predicted model, not a curated record. Lineage: Eukaryota; Metazoa; Chordata; Actinopteri; Perciformes; Nototheniidae.